GGCAUUAUUAUCUAGCUGUAUAAAUAUGACGAGGCUUCCGAAGCAGCUGAAACAGAUCUGGGACAUUAAGAAAAUAGGCAUGUUAAAGAUCUUUAUAUUAGCGGCCGUUUCAGCGGUCGCAUUGGCAGAUGAUUCCUAUGUUGUGCUAACACCAAGUAGUUUUCGAGGUGGCCUUCCUCUUAGUGUCAGUGUAAAUAUUCUCAAGGCGACUGCGCCGGUAAGUGUAACAGCAACAUUGGUCAAUGAGGGCAAAAAGACAACCGUCGCUUCCGUUACUGGAUCAUUUACACAAGGGACUCCUGGAACACUUCAGCUACAGGUUCCAGAUGACGUGCAUGCUGGUUCAUACAAAUUACACGUAGCUGGUACCGGAGGGGCGACAUUCAAAAAUGAAACUACCAUUUCGUUUGAAAGCAAAAGCAUAUCCCUCUUCAUACAGACGGACAAAGCCAUGUACAAACCAGGGCAGACCGUCAAUUUCCGAGCUUUUGCAGUAUUUCCUAACUUGACAGUUUACACGGGGCCAAUGGAUAUUGAUAUAUAUGAUCCCGCCACAAAUAAGAUCAAACAGUGGAUAGGAUUAAAGGACGCAAGCGGUGUUGUUACAAAAUUCAUGAUUAUGGACAGUCAACCUGUGUUGGGAGAUUGGAAAAUUAAAGUAGCAGCUCACGGGCGCUCUGAGGAAAAGUUGUUUACAGUUGCUCACUAUGUUCUGCCCAAAUUUGAAGUGGUAGUUGAACUACCAACAUAUAUGUUGACAUCAGACGACAGCAUAACAGGAAAAGUUAAGGCCACAUACACGUAUGGUAAACCAGUGAAAGGUACUGUGGACAUAAGAGUAAAGUUAGACCAUUGGUACAGACCAUAUAAUUACCAUGGAGACGAACCACAGAUUUCACAGUCUUUGACGAUUGACGGAGAAGCAUCUUUCACAGUGCCUCUAGAUCUGAUUAAACAAGCGGCCCAUCUCAUGACUGGUCGCUCACUGGUUGUAGAAGCAAAUGUUACUGAGAGUUUGAACAGUAUAACACUGAACAGUAACAGUACAGUAAAACUGUAUUUACAUGCUGUCAAGCUGGAAUUCCUACAGUCAAACCCUAACACCUUCAAACCUGGACUACCAUAUACAGCUUACUUAAAAGUAGUUCAGCAAGACGAUACACCAAUUACAGGAAAACGUCAAGCACUUACUGUACAAGUUCAGUCGACCUAUGAGGAUAAAGUAACUGGCACUACCCCGUACCCCUGGUUUAAUCCCCGGCAGCAUUCUUACUACAUGCCAAAGCAGACAUUUACCGUGCCAGACACAGCAAUAGUACACAUCCAAGUGGAUAUCCCAGCCAACUCAACACAUAUCAGUAUUAAUGCACACUAUGGACAUGCCUUUUCUAGGCUAAGUCUCUCAAAGAGUUAUUCUCCCAGCGAUAACUACAUGCAGCUCUUCCUAAAAUCAUCAAAUCUCAGGCCAGGACAAACCGCCACAUUUGACAUCAAAUCAACAGAAUCCGUCCCAAGUGCUGUCUAUCAGGUUAUGUCACGUGGUUCUGUUGUUGCGGCUGGAAGCUUUACAGGAAAUACUUUCAACAUUCCUAUAGAUUCCGGUAUGGCACCUAACGCUAGAAUCAUUGUGUAUUAUGUCCGAACUGAUGGAGAAAUUGUGACAGACAGCAUUAGCUUUGAUGUAGAUGGCGCUUUCCAAAACGAAGUUACAAUCGACUUUGACAAAACGAAAGCCCAGCCAGGAGAAAAUGUCAACGUCGUUGUAAAAGCAGAUCCAAUGUCUGUCGUAAAUCUGUUGGCAGUUGAUCAGAGUGUUCUUCUGUUGAAGUCAGGAAAUGACGUCACAGCGUCUGAGGUGAUUGACGAACUGAAGUCCUAUGACACAAUACAACAUGCCAGAUCACCAUUUUGCUGCGGCUUUAUGCCUAUGGUAGUUAACCGCCGAAAGAGGAUGGCAAUAUGGUGGCCAUACCCAGUCUACUAUGGUGGAUCAAAUGCAAAGGCAGUCUUUGAUAAUUCUGGCGUUAGAGUGAUGACAGAUGCAUUGGUAUAUCACCAUGUGGAACUACACUACUACUUCCAUUCAGGAUUUCUAGGCGGUGGUCAUCUUGUUCUAGAACCUGUUACUUCUCCACCACCGGUAAAGACAAGUACAAAACCAAAGGAGGUUGAUAAAGUCAGAAAUGUAUUCCCUGAAACAUGGCUGUGGUCUAAUAUCUCUACUGGAGCUGAUGGUACAACAACAGUUAGUACUACCGUUCCGGACACGAUUACUUCAUGGAUUGCCAGCGCUUUUGCUGUAAACUCUGUGUCUGGUUUGGGUGUAGCAUUUUCCACUGCAAAGAUUGAAGCUUUCAAGCCGUUUUUCGUGAGUUUGAACUUGCCAUAUUCUGUAGUGAGAGGAGAGCAGAUUGCUUUACAGGCUAACGUGUUCAACUACAUGUCCCAAGAUCUUGAUGUUAUUGUGACGCUGGAGCAGUCUAAUGACUUCAAAAAUGUCAUCGUGGAUACCUCCGGAAUAGUACAGUAUGUUUCGCAACAGCAAACAGAAACAGUUCAUGUUACAGCGGGAGCAGCAAAGAGCGUAUUUUUCCCUAUAGUUCCUGCAGCUCUCGGUAAGAUACCUCUCACAGUGAAGGCCCAAUCUGUUCUUGCUGCUGAUGGUGUACGCAGACAAUUGUUGGUUGAGCCUGAGGGUGUGGCCAAGGAAUACAGUAACCCAAUAUUGAUAGACCUGAAGAACGCAACUUCAUUCAGUACAGAUGUCGCACUGUCUCUGCCAGCUGGUGUCGUUGCCGGAUCACAGAGGGUUGUAGUCUCAGCGAUUGGUGACUUGAUGGGACCAACUGUAAACAAUCUCGACAAAUUACUACGCAUGCCCACCGGAUGUGGCGAGCAGACAAUGCUUGGUUUUGCUCCAGAUGUUUUCGUGACCAAUUAUCUCACAGCAACAAGUCAGCUCACUGGUGAUAUUGAGGAGAAGGCAAUCAAUUUCUUAGAGAAAGGGUAUCAAAGAGAGCUUACCUUCCAGCAUAAAGAUGGCUCAUUCAGCGCCUUUGGUGACAGAGACAAGUCCGGAAGCAUGUGGCUAUCGGCAUUCGUAACAAAGUCAUUCCAUCAGGCAAAAAAGCAAAUUUACAUUGAUGAUGACAUAAUUAAACGGGCUAUAGAUUGGAUGAUAAGCAGACAAAAUUCUGAUGGUUCGUUCCCAGAACCAGGACGUGUUAUCCACAAAAACAUGCAGGGAGGUUCAGCAUCAGGACUGGGACUUACAGCUUUUGUUCUGAUUUCACUGCUGGAGAAUAACGACAUAGGAGGUAGUAUUCAGCAGAGAAUCAACAAAGCCGUUACUAUGGCAACAGGUUACGUUGAGUCCCAGUUGUCAACCACAUCAGAUGACUACGCAUUGGCUAUCAGCAGCUACGCUCUUCGUCUUGCUAAAAGUUCCCACGCCGAUGCCGCCUACACCAAACUCAACAACGAUGCCAUUGUAAACGGUGGAAUGCGCCACUGGCACAAGGCCCAGACAAGUACUUCCAGUCAUCACUACUGGAGACCAUCUCAUUCUCAAGCUAAUCCUAUUGACAUUGAAAUGACGUCAUAUGCAUUGCUCGUGCAGGCGGCAAAGCAAGACUUCGCUAAUGGUAUCCCUAUUAUGAAGUGGAUAACCUCACAGAGAAACUCUAAUGGUGGAUUUGCCUCGACACAGGACACUGUUAUUGGACUACAAGCGCUGUCAGAGUUUGCAGGCAUGACAUAUUCUGACAGUUUUGAUAUUCAAGCCACAAUCACAGCUGGAACAUUUACUCAUAAAUUCUCCAUCAACAAACAGAAUGCUCUACUUCUGCAAACAGUUGUACUUCCAUCCAUACCUAGUCAGGUGUCCGUUACUGGAACUGGGCACGGCAUUGCACUUGUUGAUAUCAACCUGUCAUUCCACGUAGAACAGGAGAUUGAAGAAAAAUCAUUUGAUGUCACUGUAACCAUGGUACAGGAAACUAUCGAUUUCCUCUCAAUCAAGACAUGCACAGUUUGGUUGAAGACUGGAGCGAGCGGUAUGACGGUACAAGAAUUCGGCAUACCGUCUGGGUUCGAGGCGGAUCUGGAGAGUAUCGCUGGUAUUGCAGAGAUUAAGAAGGUCGAGACUGAAGACAGAAAAGUUAUCCUUUACUUCGAUGAGAUUACAACAAAGCCAAUCUGUCUUACUAUGGAUGUGAUCCGAACUGGUAUGGUAGCAAAAUCGCAACCAGCAACGGUCAGAGUGUAUGACUACUACCAGCCAAGCAACCAAGUGACUGCCUUCUAUCAGUCUCACGUACUCAAGAAUGCAGAUAUCUGUGACGUAUGCAAAGAUUGCGGAUGCAAGAGUGCCAGAAGAUAGAUGCGCAGUUGAAAAUUAUCUUUAUGCAUCAGUAAAGUGCUUUUACAAAGACAGACAUUCAUACUUCUUGUUUUUAAAGUGACUCAUUUCAUAUUUGUGUGCCGGCAAACACUGUUAUCAUUGAAUGAUACUUGGCUUUGUUCUUUCUUUAUGCCUACAUGUAAAAAGACAUUUAGAUUAUUUACUAGUUCAAUGAUAAUUGGUAUUUUUGCUUUCUUUAUGCCUAAAAACAUUUGAAUUAUUUACUAGAUUAAUGGUGUUUGGUGUUUUGUGCUUUCUUUAUGCUUAAAAAGACAUUUGAAUUAUUUCUAGUUCAAUGAUACUUAGUGUUUGUGCUUUCUACAGAAUUUACAUUGUGUAAUUUCAUUUCUUUGCAUUAUUCCAUUUUUGUGUUUAUACUUCACAAAUAAAAUUGCUCUGUUUUUGAGUUG
This is a messenger RNA of Mercenaria mercenaria, 4812 nucleotides long. RefSeq names its product CD109 antigen-like. The coding region runs from base 26 to 4381 and encodes 1451 amino acids. The record is from RefSeq and is a predicted model, not a curated record. Gene Ontology annotation, cellular component: extracellular region. NCBI's taxonomy places the organism in Eukaryota, Metazoa, Mollusca, Bivalvia, Venerida, Veneridae. The transcript has 37 exons. Gene Ontology annotation, molecular function: endopeptidase inhibitor activity.